Cladophialophora bantiana CBS 173.52 is the source of this 474-nucleotide messenger RNA. RefSeq lists its product as uncharacterized. Lineage: Eukaryota; Fungi; Ascomycota; Eurotiomycetes; Chaetothyriales; Herpotrichiellaceae. The record is from RefSeq and is a predicted model, not a curated record. The transcript is spliced from 2 exons. The coding region runs from base 1 to 474 and encodes 157 amino acids.
AUGGAUCUCACGCGGCAGCUCCAAAUCAUCUCGCAGAAUGCGGACAUCCACAUCAGCAACGCCUACGUUGCCCUCAUCACCGCGAAUGCGAUUCGAGACAUGCCUUCUCAGCUUCACGACACCAUCAAGAGUCACCUUCACGGCAAGCAGAAGAUGUGGUUCCUGAAUUACAAGAGCCGAAAAGACAGCAUCAUGAGCUUGAUAUACAAUCUAGUGACGCAGCAAGAUGCUGUCGACAACUUCCAGAUCGCGGCGGCUAUGAAGCAGGACAGCAUCAGUAUGAAUUCUAUCUCCGCGCUCACCAUCGCGUUUCAGCCUGGGACUUUUACUGCGGUAAGCAUUGCACACCUUCCAUCGACUUCUCUAAUCCCCGAUUUUGAACGGCUUCAUCAAAGUCGACACUAUGCUGAAGACACCCACAAUCUACAGAGCGUCAUCGGUGGCGCCAUUCUAGAGGCCGACUCAGGAACCUGA